Molecule: messenger RNA, 1314 nt
Organism: Thecamonas trahens ATCC 50062
Lineage: Eukaryota; Apusomonadida; Apusomonadidae
Exons: 1
Coding region: 227-1198 (323 amino acids)
Biological process (GO): protein import into peroxisome matrix, docking
Cellular component (GO): peroxisomal importomer complex; peroxisomal membrane; peroxisome
Molecular function (GO): protein binding
Source: RefSeq, a predicted model, not a curated record
CGACGUGGCAAAUGACGGCACAAGCGUCACCUCGCAAGCCCUGGGAGGUUCGAAGCGGAGUCGGUGGAAGCAGCACACCACCACCGUCACGAGGAAUAGGAGGAGGUGGAGGGGUGUGGGUGGAGGUGGCUUGGGGUUGGCUGGCUCUGUGGGGUCGACAGGGAGGGCGACGAGUCGGCCGACAACAACAACGACGACGACGACGACGGCUGCCGCUCCGGGCUCAAUGGCGAUGACGACGACGGGGCGCCCGAUGGGUCGCGGUAUGGGAUUGGGUGCUCUGGGUGGGUAUGCUGGUCGCGCUGGGUAUGGUGGUGGCUAUGGUGGUGGCUAUGCCGGUGGAUAUGGCUCCAGGAUGGGCUAUGGAUCGGCAGGCCUCGGCAUGGGCGGCCUGGGCUACGGCGGCUACGGAUCGGGUCUGGGCUACGGCUCGUCGAUGUAUGGUUCGGGGUUGGGCGGGAUGGGCUACGGCGGAAUGGGUGGGUAUGGCGGGAUGGGCUACGGGCACGGCACCAUGGUCCCGGGCGGCGUGGGCGGCAUGGACUCGGUCUUCAACCCACACGCCUGGCUCGAGUCGAUCGGCUCAUCGGUCCACGCCUUUGGCCAGCUCACGUGGGUGCUGAACAACACGUACCAGGCGGUGUUUGGCACGCUUGCGGCGGUGGUCGGCGUCUCGGACGCGUUCUCGGCGGUGAGGGCUCAGAUUUGGUCGAUGAUCCGCGCUCUGGCCAUUGUGCGCACCCUCGCACGGCUGGCUGCCUUUAUCCGCUCGCGGGUCUUUGGCGAGGACGUGAGCGCGGCCGCGGUGGGCGCGGCGGGAGGAGCCGGCGCCGGCGCCGAGCGCGGCGGCGGCUCGUCGUGGGGCUCGCGGGCGCUGCUGCUCGCGGCCAUUGCGUACGCGCUGGCGCGGCUGCUGCGGGCCAUCCCGUUGCCGGCCGAGCUGGAGGCGGCUGACGCGGCGGCGGCGGCAGCGGCGGCCACGUCGGCUGCAGGCCAGCUGUACCCAUCGACCGGCACCUUUGCCACCGCGGUGUACCGGUUCAACGGCGAGGGUCCCGACGAGCUCAGCCUCGCGCCGGACGACCGCAUCGAGCUCUUCUCCUGCGACGAUGGCGAGUGGUGGUCCGGCCGGCGGGUCGGCGCCGACGCCUCGGGCUGGUUCCCGGCCAACCACGUCAAGCUCGAUCCGCCGAGCUGAGCGAAGGGUACUUGGCUGUCGAUCACCCGCUGCCCUCGCUCGGUCGGGCAUUGCGGCGGAUGGGGAACCACUUGGGCAGCCAGUCGUCGUCGUCGUCGGCGUCGCCACCGCCGGCA